This is a messenger RNA of Chelmon rostratus (copperband butterflyfish), 2896 nucleotides long. RefSeq names its product secretory carrier membrane protein 2 (gene scamp2). The record is from RefSeq and is a predicted model, not a curated record. Gene Ontology annotation, biological process: protein transport. Bases 89 to 1081 code for a protein of 330 amino acids. Lineage: Eukaryota; Metazoa; Chordata; Actinopteri; Chaetodontiformes; Chaetodontidae. Gene Ontology annotation, cellular component: recycling endosome membrane; trans-Golgi network membrane. The transcript is spliced from 9 exons.
GGUAGGAGAGGCAACUCAAACGACAGAGGAGAGUUUGUUGUUUAUUCCCCGUGUCAGAGAGGACAAAAGAGCACGUAGCCUUUUCAAAAUGUCGGAUUUUGAUAGCAACCCGUUCGCGGAGCCUGCCAGCGACAACCCUUUCAAUGACCCUUCAGUCACACAAGUGACCAGCUCCAAUGUAGAACCAGUUGACCAGUACAACCCUUUCCCUGCCCAUCCCACAGACGGCUUAGCGACUCAUACCACUCCAGCCUCCACCUCUCCCUACCAGCCUGCUGUGCUACAGCCGUCUACAGAGCCCAGUCCGCAGGCGACUGCUGCUGCAGCCCAGGCCAAUCUGCUGAGGCAGCAGGAGGAGCUGGAGAGGAAAGCUGCCGAGCUGGACCGCAGGGAGAAGGAGCUACAGAGCAGAGGCCCAUCAGGUAAAGAGAACAACUGGCCUCCACUUCCCAAGAGCUUCCCCAUCAAACCGUGUUUCUAUCAGGACUUCUCAGAGGAAAUCCCCUCAGAGUACCAGAGAGUCUGCAAGAUGAUGUACUAUCUGUGGAUGUUCAACUGUGUGACUCUGUUCCUCAACCUGCUGGCGUGUCUGGCUUACUUCACCACUGACGCAGCCUAUGGUGUGGACUUUGGCCUCUCCAUCCUCUGGCUCAUCCUCUUCGCUCCCUGCUCCUUCCUCUGCUGGUACCGGCCCGUUUACAAGGCCUUCAAGUCUGACAGCUCCUUCAGCUUCUUCUUCUUCUUCUUCGUGUUCUUCUUCCAAGUGGUGAUCUUCAUCAUCCAGUCUGUAGGCAUCCCAAAGUGGGGGAACAGUGGUUGGAUCUCUGCCUUCACCGUCAUCGGCAAGUACAAGGCAGUGGGAGCCAUCAUGAUCAUAGUGGCCAUCCUGUUCACCAUCUGUGCUGUGCUGUCUGUCAUCCUGCUCAAGAUGGUCCAUAGCAUGUACCGCCGGACCGGGGCCAGUUUCCAGAAGGCCCAGCAGGAAUUCUCGCAGGGCAUCUUCACCAAUAAAACCUUCCAAACAGCUGCUGCUGGUGCAGCAUCCUCCGCUGCCCAGGGAGCCUUCCAGGGCAACAACUAAUGGUAGACAGAGCUAAGCUAAGCUCCAUUUAACAGGUCAAGGUCUACAUGUAAUCAGGUCUAGAUUAUUAACUAAAACAAAGCGAAGUUAUUGUGACUCUGGAAACAGCUCCUGCCUUUUGGAGCCAGCAGCUGCAAAAUAUGAUCUAACCUAAUUAUGUGUAGACCUUGAGCUAGGUGAGGCUGCCUUAUAGGCCUCCCUCCUUUCAACCUCACUGUCAAUGCACAUGCAGUUCCCCAUAUUAACUUUACAUAGUCAGCACGUCUCCUGCAGAGUGACUUCAUCCGGCUCUGUUUGGGUGUCAAAAGCAGUCAGGGGAGGAAGUCACAAAUCAAGUGCAUUCUGAGGUGGAAAGCAUGAAUGAAGUUGACUGAUGGCUAUUUCAGUGUGUCCUGGCUUUGUAUAUUUUGUGUGCACUUUUUUGGCAAUGCUCUUCAGUGUAAUGUGUGCGUGCAUGCGUGUGUGUGCGUGUGUGUGUGUGUGUGUGAGCGUGAGCAUGUGUGUCUGCUGGUAUGCUGAUCAUCUUGCUGAUGGUGGACCCUGAUCCUGUAAUAUAAAAGAGAUGAAGUGUUUCUGGUUGUCAUUGAUUGGCACUUUCUUUUGUCUCAAAAGCAUUUCUUCUGUGUUGUUGAACCUGUUUUGGCAAAUCAUCUCUUUUGGAAGGAAGAAAAGUAACUGUAAUAAAUCAUGCAGUUAAUUACAAACUGUCUGGCCUUAGAUUUUUAGAUAUUACUGUUACUUGCAGUUAAUUUUUCGAUAAGGUAAACCGAGCACUUUCAGACUGUAAUACUGUGUUCACACUUCACAAAAUCUGUGCCUUUGAAUUUGUCUCGAACCAAAAUGUUGCCAAGAUCUUUCUGAAACAUCACUGGUGUCAGAAAAUGUAUAGAAAUAUUGUAUAUUUUGGUACUACAUGAUGGUUUCUACAUAAAGAUCACAUCCACAAAGUAAAAUUAAAGUGUUUUUGCUCUAAUCAAUUUCAAGCAAAUUGAAUUUCUACUUUAAUUCAGAAUACAGCAGAAAGCAGCUUCAGCUUCAUCUGUGACCACUUCUUUGCUUAAGAGUUGUUUCCAUUGAAACGAAAGCAAUACUGACCAAAAAACUGAAUAUUUUGGUAAAAAAAUAAAUGUAUUUACUCCAAGCAGACUGACACCAGUUCAUGCAGUUUGCUUUAAUGGGCUGAGCCUGUUCUAUUCAUUUCACUACUAACAGUAGGUGCAGGAGGAGGAAAGAUCUCAAAUUGAAGAUGCUCUAAUGAGGUUUGACAGGUGAAACAGGACCUGAAUAAUCCAGAUUUCCCCAAAGUGUGUUUGAUUUCUAAUCUGUACUAGAGCUGUAUAAAUUUGCCAUAACACAUACCUGCAUUAUAAAGAGAACCAGUGACUCAGCAUCACCAGUAUGCAGUUAAGGCAUUGCAUUUUCACUGUUUCUCAUGGAUUUUUUCACCUCUUGAAGGAAUUCUCAAACAUCUUCCUCACACCUCUCUCGGACUACCACCAAGUUCUAAAUUAUUUGUGUACUGAUGUAUAUUUUCUAUGUGACUUCUUAUGUUGAAAAACAUGCAUAUGUGUGUUUAUUUGAUGUACUGUUUCAAAAACAUUGGCUUGAGCGUAACAUGUCUGCAUUCCUAAAGGACAACUGCAAACGAUUUGUGUGGCGUUCUUGCAACAGAUAUCGGUUCAAUCUUAGGUCCAUUAUAUGAUACAAGAUUUGUAUUCAUUCACACAUCUCUGUAUGCAUUGUUUUGAGCAAACAGAAUUGAGUGCCUUUUUUAUUUCAUUAUUGAAUAUAUCUAAUAAAUUGCUUUGCUUUUCA